GGUUUACCUUUCAUCUUCUCUUUUCGUCGUUGCUGUUCGGCUUCGUUGCUUUGCAGGAGGUGUAUAGAUUGCGCGCGUCGCUUCUUCGGCUCCUUCGUGGCUGUUCGACUUCGCUCCUUCGACGACUUUCCCUUCCAGUUAUCGGAAGUUACGACAUUUUGAUCGGAAGCAAAAACGGGACCUCGCUGGCUGUGAAGAUUGAUCGAAGCUUUAGCCGCUAGGUGGAACAAUGGGUUGGUGCAGUCAUUGUGAAGAUGACUGUGACACUACUCUCGAUUCUGAGAAGGGACAUGUUUGCUGUUUUGUUUGUGGAAAGGUUCUUGAUCAACAUGAUGAUUAUUCUAGUGCUCCUACAUUUGAAAAAUCAGGUGGCGGCCAGAGUAGAUUAUCUGGCAGCAUCCUCCGCAGUGUUGCAAGUGCAUGUUCGCUGUCCCGUGAGAGAACUUUGGAGAAGGGGAGGAAUGUGAUAUAUUCCAUUGUGCUCUUUCUGAGAUUGAGUGGUGGAGAUCCUAUAAUCAACAAAGCUCAUCAUUUAUAUAAAAUAGCGGUUGAAAGGAAUUUUACUAAAGGACGAAGAAUGACUCAUGUUGCAGCUGCUUGUAUAUACAUUGCUUGCCGGCAGACUGAAAAAGCAGUUCUUCUCAUUGACUUUUCUGACUAUUUGCAGACAAGCGUUUAUGUGUUAGGUGCUGUUUUCUUGCAGCUCUGCAAAAUGUUGAGGCUUUCAGAUCAUCCCAUUGUUCAAAAACUUAUUGAUCCAAGUCUUUUCAUCCAUCGGUUCACAGAGCGCUUAUUAGGUGAAAGUCAUAAUCCUGUUUCUGAAGUAGCACUGCGUAUUGUUGCAAGCAUGAAACGUGACUGGAUGCAGACAGGAAGGAAACCUAGUGGCUUAUGUGGUGCGGCAUUGUACAUAUCUGCACUAUCUCAUGGCUUCAACUAUUCCAAAUCAGAUAUUGUGACUGUCGUACAUAUAUGUGAGGCAACGUUGACAAAAAGGCUGAUUGAGUUUGAGAAUACAGAUUCGGGUUGUUUGACGAUCGAGGAUUUUAUUGCCAGGGCCGACGAGCUAAAUAAUGUCUCUCAAUCAUAUCAGUCUCCCACACCAGGGCAAGUGCUGUGUGCGCACAAGGAUACAAAUGAGCCUCAUUUUGCUCAUGGACUUUGCAGAGAAUGUUUCAAUGAAUUCAUUCAUUUAUCAGGGGGAAUUAAGGGAGGUGCAGAACCUCCAGCCUUUCAGCAUGCUGAAAGGCAGAGGUUGCAGAAGGCCAGAGCUGAGGAAAAGAUGCCUAAAACAAAUGCAGAUAUGCAACAGACUGAUUUAUCAUCGAAGGCCACUUCAGUUUCCCAUGGAAGUAAAGCACCAUUUUCAGAAGAACCUAAACUUCAUAAUGGGCAUUCAGCUGUUGAUACUUUUGCUUGCAAUUACUCAGAGCAGGAUUUGCAUGAAGAAGGAACUGGAGAUCCUGAAAGCUUUUCUGAUAUAGAUGAUGUUGAGGUUGAUGGUUACCUUCACAAUGAGGAGGAAAAGAAGUAUAAAAAGAUCAUAUGGGAAGAAAUGAACAAAGAAUACCUCGAGGAGCAAGCAGCCAAGGAAGCUGCCGCUGCUGAAGCUGCUAAAGAAACUUAUGAGGCUACUUUGUCUAAUAAUUCUGAAGAAUUUAGUUCCGCAAAAGAACUGGCAGCAGCGACUGCAGCUGCUUUGGCCAAUUCUAGAAAGGAAAAGAGGCAAAAACGAGCAGCAGAGAAAAGGAAUUCAACACCUCCAAAAUCUCCUCUUGAAGCAACAAGCCAAUUGCUAAAACGAAAGUCGUUCCAUUCAAGAGUUAAUUUCAAGGCAUUGGAGAGUCUAUACACGCCUGAGCAGGAUAAUGCAAAGAAACAGCGCACUGAGAAUGACGAUGGAGAAGCUGCUAAUGGUGAGGAGAAGGGAUCUGAUGAGGAUGCCGCAAUGGGUGGUGAAGAUGGCUUUGCUACACAGACAAAUAAUGGUGAAGAUCACUAUGGAUAUGAUGAUGAAUAUGGAGAUGAUGGCUAUGGAAAUGUUGAUGAUGACUAUUAUGGCAACGAAGACGGUAAUUAUGCUAAUGGAUAUGAUGCUGGCUAUGAUCAGUGGGAGGACUAAGGCUUCGUUUGGGACGGCUUUUUUACUGCUUUUUAAAAUAAUUUUUUAAAAUAAAAAUUAAAUUUUUUUACUAAAAAGUUGUUUUAAGAAGCAGUAAGAAAGCCAUUACAAACGAAGCCUAAAACGAUCAAGCUGCGCAUCUUUUCAUGUUAUCCCACACCUUGAACCCUAAGCCCUAACAUUUGUAUUUAUUUCUAACCAUUUAGUGAUGUAUUAUUAUUAUAUUGUUCUAUUGUAAUUUGUUGUAGGAUAGGAAUGCAGAUCUGCAUGCCUCCAGGAAUUGAUUCAAUAUUUAGUAUUGCCAUUUUAAAAUAGCGAUA
This is a messenger RNA of Dendrobium catenatum, 2442 nucleotides long. RefSeq names its product transcription factor IIIB 90 kDa subunit. The record is from RefSeq and is a predicted model, not a curated record. The transcript is spliced from 20 exons. Gene Ontology annotation, biological process: DNA-templated transcription initiation; transcription by RNA polymerase III; transcription preinitiation complex assembly. Lineage: Eukaryota; Viridiplantae; Streptophyta; Magnoliopsida; Asparagales; Orchidaceae. The coding region runs from base 230 to 2122 and encodes 630 amino acids. Gene Ontology annotation, cellular component: transcription factor TFIIIB complex; transcription preinitiation complex; nucleus. Gene Ontology annotation, molecular function: RNA polymerase III type 3 promoter sequence-specific DNA binding; TBP-class protein binding; RNA polymerase III general transcription initiation factor activity.